Molecule: messenger RNA, 1776 nt
Organism: Synchiropus splendidus (mandarinfish)
Lineage: Eukaryota; Metazoa; Chordata; Actinopteri; Syngnathiformes; Callionymidae
Exons: 6
Coding region: 744-1724 (326 amino acids)
Biological process (GO): homologous chromosome pairing at meiosis; DNA recombination; meiotic DNA double-strand break formation
Cellular component (GO): condensed nuclear chromosome
Source: RefSeq, a predicted model, not a curated record
UUGUCAUAUUUUAUAACAGUUUCCGUGUAAACUUCCUGUUAAGUUAGCUUACUUACAAGCAUUGAGACAGCAAGACAUAGCGUUCAUCAUUUAUUCUAUUUAAUGUACAUGUUAAUAAUUACUCUGAUUUAUUUGCAUGGACAUAAUUCCGACGGUUUUCGGGUUCCUCGAACGCAGCGCGCGAUUCGGCGGGGAGUUGAAUUUAUGAAGCUAGCCGCGCGAUGUAGCCGAAACACACCAUUACCACCGAAAAAUACCGCCUCCAGGGUCAAAUUCUACACUAAACUCUGAACAAAGUGACAUUUAUCUUCAGCGUUUGAGCAUUACUUCACGUAUUAUCCGUGCAAACAUAUCUGUGCUGCCUGUGUUGAGUCACAAUGGACCACAAUACUAGUAAACUGCUGAACCUCACGGCUGAGGGCAGGUAAGGAGGUCACUCAGUGAAGUGUUGCUUUCAUUCUGCUUCUCUCUAAAUAAGGAAAUAAACAAUGUCAUGACACCACGGCCAAACGCGACACUACCGCCUUGUUUCAUUAGACGACACGUGGCAUACGUGUAAAUACAUAAAACGUUGGCAUCGUUUUGGAGUGUUGUACUUUGUAUUUGUCCCUUUAGUCUGACAGAGUCGCAGAUGUUUUAUGGCUCUCAGUUUCGGCGUGAAAACUUCCAGGGUUUGAGCAGGUCUUCCGUGCACAGUUCACUAGAGUGUGCCCAGAUAUUUAAGCAAGUACGUCGUUAAGCCCAUGUUGUUUGGAGAGUCAAAAGGCAAAACGAAAACUCCGGGGUUUCUGGAAAAAUUUGACCAAGACAAGAAAAGUGCCAAAGAAAGAUUCCACAGUCAAGUCCUUGCAGAUGAAUUUCAACAGAUUCAGGAAACCUUAAAUAAGAUUCAACUGUCUCUUUCUGGCAAAGACGCUAAUAUUUCUAAUGGCAAAAUUGCUCAGGACAAGAUUAGCAAUUUAUCUUUGACUGUGCAAAGCAGUCUGAACAGUCUGCAGGUCGACCUUUCCCAUCGCUUUGAGGUCUUGCUUGACAAACUGAACACCCAAAGGCAAGCGAUGGGAGAAUUUGAUAUGAAAAUACAAAAGACCAAAGAUGUCACAAUAGGCCUCAGCCAGACCAUUGAAAGCUUAAAAGGUACCAUAGAAAGUCUAAAGCAGGACCAUAUGCAAGACGUCAAGAAGCUUGAAGAGGUGUCCAAGUUGCUCUCUCCUGUAGCCUCAGAGUGUCUAGCGAAGCCAGCCAAAGUUGUGAUGGUGGACACAGCAGUACAGAAAUCCCCUGGCAUGGACAAAGGGCUUGUGAUUUCACCACAUAUUUUGCCAUCAAACAAUCGCAAACAAAACGACCCUCAAGGUCGCCGUGCCUCCGUACCACAGAUGAGAUCUUUGAAAGCAAUCAGGAAGCGCAAAAGUAGGCAGUUGGUUCUCUGGAAUAAAAAGGGGCACUGUGUUUCAGAUGAAAACAAUCCAGCUGUUGUGAGCAAACCUCUCAUGGGAUCCACACUUCAGAGUGAUCAAAAUCACUUCAACAAGGCAGGUACAACGCAUGGUUUACAAGGGUCCAAGCCAACUGACAUGACUCCUCUCAGCUGCUGGUCCACUGACAGCGACCACUAUGUGAGCAUUCAAGUCAGACUCCCUGAUCAGGUGCAGCCAGUGAGCCAGCUGAGAUCUGAAAGCCUCUGUACCUUGUUUGAUUCAGACGCUGAAGUGUGGAUUUAGCAUCAACCCUGCUGUUUGUUCUCCAGUGUCAUACUCUGGUUCACUAAUGCUA